UUAAAAUAAAUUUAAAUGCUUUGUUGGGAAAAUGAGGAUAAAUUUCUUCAGCAACGUUAUCCGACAUUGUAUCCUAAAACAGAAACAUUAAAAGAUUUAUUAUUAAAAUCAAGUGUACCAAUACCAUGGAGUACGGCCGGGGCACCACCAUGUAUGGAACCAAUUUCCGGUCCCACAGUUCCGCCUCGUGUAGGAACAUCUUACCAGACUUCUCAUCCGCAUCCAUGGAGACCUACACUUAGUUACGAAAUGAUUGAGGUCAAAAAUCUAGCUGAACAACCUGUAACAAAUCAGCUGGUGAAACCACGUUUUGCCCCCACAGGCAUGACAACCGAACCAAUGACUUUUCCUAAUCUGGUGACAGGAUUUCAACGUAAUCCCCAACAUGCUGCCAGAGCCGCUCUUUAUACACGUUAUACUUCCGGAGAAUGGAUGAAUAAUAAUUUAUCGAAAUAUACUGAAUCGAACAUUAAUAGAAAUCAAUCAGAGCGUUUACGUAAUGAUGCUGUUCGUUUGAUGCGUGAAACUGAUGAGAAGACAGCUCAAGGGCAACGUGAUGCUGGUAGACGUUUGGGUGAACGUAUUACAGAUGUAACUUUUUGGCGCAAUGAAUUAAACACUGAAUUGGAGAAAUUAGUGUCGGAAUCUUCGGCCUUUACCGAACUUAAACGAAAAUGUGGCAAAGCUAUGCUUGAUAUAGAAGCACCUUUGCACAUUGCUCAAGAAUGUCUAUAUCAUAGAGAGGGACGCGCAGGAGUCGAAAAGGUUCAUGAUUGUGUGGAGAAAGCUUUGCUGUUAGAAAUUGAUAAUUUACGAAAUUCUCGUGAAAAACUUAAAGAAUUGCACGACAAGAUUACCAAACAAGCCAAUGAUUGUCGGGCAGCUCAACAUUUAUUGGAAGAAGAUGUCUCAUUCAAAGAGUCAACCUUGGGGAUUGAUUCUGUGUGUCAUCAAUUAAAUAAUUAUAGCAGAGGUAUUGCUUAUUAUGGCGGUAUUGAGAAAUAUGAUCCAUCUGUAAGUACUCAAGAGACUUGGGCGGAGGCCAGUAGUCAACGUGUCAGCAGAUCUCAGGCAGAGCGUUCUAAACUUUCUCAGCUGCGAAGUGAUGCCGAGACUACCGUUAAUGCAAUUGCCACUUCUAUGUGGGAUCAUUGGAGCAAUACAAAUAAUAGUUUUGAUCGCAGAUCUCAAGAAAUGGCCGAAUCGAAAAAUAAAAUACAAUUACAUUUACAUAAAGUACAACAGGAGUUGUUCGAUUUAGAAAAGCAUAUAUUUUUACUUCAAAAAGCCAUACAGGAUAAAUCGAAUCCUCUUAAAGUGGCUCAAACGCGUUUGGAGGCUCGUAGCCAUCGUGAAGGUGUAGAGUUAUGCAAGGAUUAUGCUCAAUUACGGUUGGUGCAAGAAGUGGACGACCUGAAAAAUGUUGUGAAUAAUUUACACCAUAAAUUGCAAGAAGCUGAGGCUCAACAUCAGAGCCUGUUGAAAACUCGUUCUAAUUUGGAGGUUGAUUUGCGCAAUAAAGUCAAUGCUCUAUUUAUUGAUCGCGAGAAAUGUAUGGGUUUAAGACGUUCUUUUCCAGUUAAUAAUAUGAUUAAAUAUUAAACAAAUGUUUAUACGUACAUAUCUGUAUGUUAAAAUCUGUUUGUAUUGUAAAAGUUUUGAAAAAAUCAAUAAAUUGGAUGUAAUAGUAAUAUUUCAAAAUAAAA
Lucilia sericata (common green bottle fly) is the source of this 1706-nucleotide messenger RNA. Its product is annotated as tektin-3-like. The record is from RefSeq and is a predicted model, not a curated record. Bases 16 to 1602 code for a protein of 528 amino acids. Gene Ontology annotation, biological process: cilium movement involved in cell motility; cilium assembly. NCBI's taxonomy places the organism in Eukaryota, Metazoa, Arthropoda, Insecta, Diptera, Calliphoridae. The transcript is spliced from 7 exons. Gene Ontology annotation, cellular component: nucleus; microtubule cytoskeleton.